Trichomonas vaginalis G3 is the source of this 1200-nucleotide messenger RNA. Its product is annotated as nucleoside transmembrane transporter protein. The record is from RefSeq and is a predicted model, not a curated record. The transcript has a single exon. Gene Ontology annotation, biological process: nucleoside transmembrane transport. NCBI's taxonomy places the organism in Eukaryota, Parabasalia, Trichomonadida, Trichomonadidae. Bases 1 to 1200 code for a protein of 399 amino acids. Gene Ontology annotation, cellular component: plasma membrane. Gene Ontology annotation, molecular function: nucleoside transmembrane transporter activity.
AUGUUUAUUGAUGCGAAUAAACUCAUUGAAACAAGUUCCGGAGCCGGAUCUGAAGACGUGCGUACUGUUUCAAAGUCAGAAUCAUGGCUUUUCUUCUGGCUUGGAAAUGUUUCUCUUCUAGUUUUUAAUAUCGCAAUCAAUGCAAUUGACAUUUAUGCUAUAAUUACAAAUGAUAAAAAUAUAGGAAAUGAUUUAAAUCGUGCUUACAACAUCCCUUCAUCAAUCGCAGCGUUAAUUUUGUGUUUUGUCACAAUUCGAAAUCAUAAAAGAUCAUUUAUCAUCAGUAUUACAUCAUUACUCAUCAUUGUAAGUGUAAUGGCUGCAUCUAUGAUAAUCAAAAUGCCAGCAAAAAUAGUUUAUUACAUUUCAGUUGUUUCUAUUGGCUUAAGUGGUGUUUUUUCAGCAAUUAUAUUGUCCAGUUCGUUCGCGUUAGCUACACAAUUUGCUCCUGAAUCAUCUACUUCUGUUUCCUCAGGAAAUGGAUUAUGUGGCGUCCUUGCAGCAGCUCUUAGAAUUACUACUAAGGCAGUAUUCUCUUCCGAAUCAUCGUUAAAAUACUCAUCAUUUUGUUACUUUAUUUUAACGGCAAUAAUUAUUUUGGCUACUUUAAUUUAUUUCAUCAAAAAAGUGAAUCAGCCAUCGAUUUCAAGUAAAUUUAUAUUUCCAGCAGAAACAGUAGACAUCAAAUCUUUCCUACGCUCAUUAAAAGGAACAUUUAAACACAUAAGUUUGUUAUGGAUAGGUUGUGUCCUUGAUUUCAUGAUCACAUUGACUAUUUUCCCAGGUUAUGUUUGUGCUGGACCAGAAGGAGCUUUGAAAUCAUGGAAUCCAGUUUGUAUUACGACGUUUUUCUGUAUUUUUGAUUGGCUUGGCCGUUGGUUGCCAUCAAAGUUCUUAUGGCCAUCUCUGAACUUAACAAUCUUCCCUAUUUUACUUCGUUUGCUAUUUUUCCCUAUCGAAAUCAUUUCUCUUCAGAAAGUCUUGAAUCUUGGCGAGCCAUGGUUCACAUUAUUCAUGCAAAUACCAUUUGCAAUAACAAAUGGAUACUUUGGUACAACAGUAAUGAUUUAUGCCUCAAUUCAUCCGAAAUUAACUGAUGAACAGAAGAAAACAGCAGGAUUCAUGAUGUCUUUUGCUAUUAAUUUUGGAAUUAUCAUUGCUAUGUUCUUGACAUAUGCAAUGCCAAUACCAAAGGCUUAA